Molecule: messenger RNA, 1535 nt
Organism: Hemibagrus wyckioides
Lineage: Eukaryota; Metazoa; Chordata; Actinopteri; Siluriformes; Bagridae
Gene: ppp1r3ca
Product: protein phosphatase 1, regulatory subunit 3Ca
Exons: 2
Coding region: 127-1020 (297 amino acids)
Biological process (GO): regulation of glycogen biosynthetic process
Cellular component (GO): protein phosphatase type 1 complex
Molecular function (GO): protein phosphatase 1 binding; glycogen binding
Source: RefSeq, a predicted model, not a curated record
GUGGAGAGGGCUAGAGGGCAGUGUGUAGGGGAGUGACCGGAAAAGAGACUGGACAUAUUGAUUAUACACAUACAGAGGUGUUAAAGAGUGUAUUGUCACUUUUCUACUGAGUUCUGAAGAUAUUUAAUGUCAGUGUCCUCCACUGUCCUCAAGCUGACCAUCAUGCCAGUGGACAUGGCUGUGCAGCUCUACAUCACACACUCUCCACCUCUGCACAGCUUCCUCAGCUCGUAUGAGGACUACAGAUCCAGGAACCUCAUCAACAUGUGCUGCAAACCUCUGCGUCCCUGCAUCAACACCAAAAACACCCACAACACCAAUGCCCAUCCGCCAUGCCACGCCUGGCAGGCCCCCCAAGCCAAAGCUAAGAAGAAGGUGGUGUUCGCCGACUCCAAGGGCAUGUCGCUGACUGCCGUCCGAGUUUUCUCUCCGUGUGAAAAUCAAAAAUCCAACAUGCUCCAGCAGUUCCACAUCCCCAAGCUAGAGGGCACUCUCAAUCCCGUCCAGAGCAGGAUCCUGGAGUUCCGCCAACCCGCGUCGGACUACGUAGACUUCAGGAAUCGGCUGACAAAGAAUUCUGUGUGUCUGGAGAGCUGCACGCUGCAGGGCCGCACGCUAACCGGGACCGUUAAAGUCCGGAAUCUGUCCUUCAAGAAAUCCGUCCGGGUUCGGAUCACCUUCGAUUCGUGGAAAAGUCACAGAGACGUUGAGUGCGCUUUCAUGAACGACGUGUGUGGAUGCAGAGACACUGACACCUUCUCCUUUGUCAUCGAGAUUCCGGCACGCAUCCCGCCACAGGACAGCGUGGAGUUUUGCGUUAGCUACACCAGCGAUGGGAAGAUGCACUGGGACAACAACAACGGAAAGAAUUACGCUCUCGUAGCGACAAACGACGACAACAAGAAGGACACCAACAAGGAGACGGAUUCGUCCGAUCGAUUCCAGGAGAAGUGCAGCAGAUUUUCUUCUCAGUGCAACAGCUGGAUGAUGAUGGGGAUCACUGCUGCCCCCUACUGGUGACAUUCACACAAGUAACCUUGAUAAGGUUCAUUGUUUCUGAGAUAUAAGCUAUAAAGCAGCUCAUAUCACCUCGCUGAAGCAUGAAGAAAGCUUCCUUCAACGGAGAUCUCCUUCCCUCUGAUCUUCACCUCUGUUCAUCACCUCUCUACACACUGACACUUCUUUACCGUGUUAUUGUCAGACUCAUAUUUAUCAAUCUGUGUGAUGGGAAAUUAUUUUCAAGCAGCUGUAAAGGACUCUGAAGAUAAAAAAAAUCAUCAAAAUAAAAAUGACAAUCGCUUCGAGACGAGCGGGAGGAAGAGCCGUGCCCGAGGUCCUCCUUCAUAUUGAAGGGUUUAAUGAGGAUUUAUUUCAAAAUUCCCAGGAUGAUUCCACUCUGUAGCUCAGAGUGUUAAAUCUCACACACUCGGUGUGAUCAUGUUGGGAAUUUCUGCUCACUGCUUUAAAUAACAGUGUGGCUCAUUUUUGCCUGGAUGGUCUCCUGUUGAUUUGAUGUGGUAUAAAUGAAUAAACAC